Molecule: messenger RNA, 3839 nt
Organism: Papilio machaon (common yellow swallowtail)
Lineage: Eukaryota; Metazoa; Arthropoda; Insecta; Lepidoptera; Papilionidae
Product: P protein
Exons: 17
Coding region: 201-2702 (833 amino acids)
Biological process (GO): transmembrane transport
Cellular component (GO): membrane
Source: RefSeq, a predicted model, not a curated record
UACAAACGUAGCCAGUUGUCCGCGUCGCGCGCGCCUUUCCGAACGUGUGGCGGGAAAUAAACGUAAAAAAGUUAAAACGUCAUAAAGCGUGCGAAAACUAAUCGGAACUAGUGUGACGUGUGUCAAAAACAAUUUCGUGUUGUGAAAUAAUGGGUCAAUAAAUGUUUGGACAUUAAAAAUAUUAUGAUAAGUGUGUGAACAUGUCUAAAUUUGUGAAAAGUGUAAAGAAGUGGAGUGGGGUGUCCAGGCCGAGCAGUCAGGAGCUGAACCGCAGCCAAUACUCGCUGGUGUCCUGCGGCGAGCUGACCGCUGAGGCCAUCCAGCUAUGGCUGGGCCUACCCAAGAAGAUCAAAUACGACCCAGAGCUAGCACCCUUCAGACAACGAUAUGAGAAGGAAUUUGGUAACCUCGAGAACAUCCCUCUUUCUUCCAACCAGUCAUCAAAUGGCUCCGCGCCGGAGACAAAGCGUCUGCCCCUCGUCAAAUCAGCGCCACAUCUCAACAACAACAACAAUAUUAAAACUCUAUCGUCCAAUGACGAUGGCGUUAAUAUUAAAGACCCCGAAAAAGCUAAUAAUUACAGCAAAAAUGGCGAAAAGGAGGAGAAGGCACAAACGCGUAAACAAUCAACAAAGAUGGCCAAAGCGAGGCACUACGUGAAGAUGAUGCUGCUAAUCUCCUCCUGGAUCUUCUUCACGAUUGUCUUCAUGCUGUACAAUGAAAAGGAAGAAAUAAAGAGAAACACAUUCGUGGGACCUGGACAAAUUAAAGAUUAUUUCUUCAACGCAUCUGAGAUUGACAAUUUGUCCGUGCUGGUGAAAUUAUCUGGUCCAUUUCUACCGGAGCAUAUGGAGAAACAUUUGAACUCUACGGAACUGGUAGCCGCUCAGAAGAUGACCGUGUGGCUUGAAAGAUGGUCUGCGAGUGAUGGACCUCCUAUGAUUUCCAAGAAUAAAGAAGUAACGGCUUCUGAAAAAUGGUCCGUGUUAUUGCAAGAAGACAGAUUCCUCGACUUCAGUAAGGGGGAGCGUCGUACAUCCACAAUUACAUUAGGGAAGAAUGCUUCAAGUGCAAACUCCUCGUCAGUUCACAUGAUCCGAAUGCAGACCACAUCUAAACAAACUAUACCUCUGACUGUGAGCUACACUGUGAACCCGAUAGAUGUCGCCAGUGGGGUUACGUACUCCUGUCUCCUGCUCUGCAGUUUGUACAUGCUCAUAAUAUUUGAGAUAAUAAAUCGGACAAUGGCGGCCAUCAUCGUCUCAUCAAGUGCUCUGGCGGUACUCGCGUUGGUGGGGGAGCGACCGUCCGUGCCCGAGCUGGUUUCCUGGCUGGACGUGGAAACGCUGCUGCUACUCUUUAGCAUGAUGCUGCUGGUCGCCAUCACUGCUGAGACAGGCAUAUUUGAUUUCCUCGCUGUUUUUACGUUUGAGGUGACAAGAGGCAAGUUGUGGCCGCUGAUAUCGUUGCUGUGCGCUAUCACCGGCUUGCUCUCCACCUUCCUCGACAACGUCACCACAGUCCUCCUCAUGACACCAGUCACCAUUAGAUUAUGUGAAGUGAUGAAUUUAGACCCGAUCCCCAUCUUGAUGUCGAUGGUGCUGUUCAGCAACAUUGGGGGCACGGCCACGCCAGUCGGGGACCCCCCCAACGUUAUCAUCGCUUCUAACAAAGCUGUUGUGCAAUCUGGCAUAAACUUCACGAACUUCACGUUGCACAUGACGCUGGGCAUCGUGCUGGUCUGCGUGCAGACUUACUUCCAGCUGCGCUACAUCUACAGAGACACCAGCAAACUCAGGCUCAACGUGCCCAGAGAUAUACAAGAUCUUCGUCACCAGAUAUCUAUCUGGCGCCGUGCGAUCGAGUCCCUGCCGCACUUGAGCCAAGACCAGCAGGUGGUGCGAGAGCGACUGGAAAGAAAAGUCGCCAAGCUUAACCUCAAGCUGACUGCGCUGGAGAAGGAGAGCAUCAAGAGGGUGUUCCCCAAGGAGACCUUCCAGAGUACAUUGGUCGAGUUGAAGGAAAAGUACAAAAUCCGGGAUAAGGCGCUUCUUAUCAAAGCUUCGAUUGCGAUCAGUUUCGUCGUCAUCGUCUUCUUCCUCCACUCUAUUCCAGAGCUCAACCGCGUGUCUCUGGGCUGGACAGCACUCCUCGGCGCCAUCUUGCUGCUGACGUUGGCAGACCGCGAGGAUUUGGAGCCGAUACUACAUCGGGUGGAGUGGUCUACGCUGCUGUUCUUUGCUUCGUUGUUCGUAUUGAUGGAGGCGUUGUCGAAGCUAGGUCUCAUAGAAUUUAUAGGUGGACUUACGGAAUCAAUUAUUCUCAAAGUGGACGAGAGCGCCAGAUUGGCUGUAGCGCUUUUGAUGAUGCUAUGGGUAUCGGGGGUAACAUCGGCGUUCGUAGACAACAUCCCGCUGACUACAAUGAUGGUGCGUGUCGUCACCACACUGGGUUCCAACCCGCAGUUGGGACUGCCAAUGGCACCUUUGAUUUGGGCCCUUUCAUUCGGUGCCUGCUUGGGAGGUAACGGCACGCUGAUCGGCGCGAGCGCGAACGUUGUGUGCGCCGGCGUGGCGGAGCAGCACGGCUACCGCUUCUCCUUCCUGCAAUUCUUCCGCGUCGGCUUCCCCGUCAUGAUCGGCCACCUCCUCGUCGCCUCCCUCUAUCUCCUCCUCUGUCACUGCGUCUUCACCUGGCACUGAGAUUUAAAAAAUAAAUUAAGAUAAAUUAAUUAUCCUGGGUGAGAUUUGAAUUUUCUAAAGUGUAGAAAAAUGUGGAUAGUUUUUGAUACAUAAAUUUGUGAAUAGAUAUCUAAUAAUUUCGUAACUUUUCGUUACUUACCUAUUAAUGUUAUCGAGCCCUCCGAUAUGACUAGAAGUGCAGGAAAUUAUUUCGAAGCUCUAAUAUUUUACAUGUUACUAUCCGCCAAUUUCCAUUUCCGAAACAUCUAUAUACAAAUAUAUCCUCAUCUCAAUGUCUUCAAAGAGAAUUAGAGAGAAGGCAAUAUUUAUAUAUAUACGAAUGUUUCGUUAGUGGGAACGCAGAGUACUGGUGUAAUAGACAAUGGCUUUAAUAACUGUCACUUACAGUUUGAAACUGUUAUAUUGUAACGUCUAAAGAACGACUAUGUUUAAUGUUAGUUUUUAAAUUAAUAAUAUUAAUAUUUAUUUCCGCGUAUGAUUAUUUUCGUGCUAAAACGUAUACGGUUAAAUUAUGUUAGUUUUAAAUAGGUACUAUUCGAUAAAAUACAAAAGUACAAAAUAAGAAAUGUGUUAAAAACUGUGAUAAUUAUGUUAUUUUGGUACUUAACAUAUGCACCGCACAUUGAGAACUAUGGCAAGAAAUCCACAAGCGAGAUUUUUAUAUAAAUAGAAAAAUUUAUUUACAGUAUACAUUAUAUUUAAAUAUAAUCAUCUCAUCGAUAAUUUUAUAUUUGGAAAAUGUUACAUCGAAUCUAACCACACUAACAAUUUUAUAUUAUGUUGACACAUCUGACGCAAAUUAAAUAAACGUCAAGCAAACAACAAGACGUCAAGACACUUGCCAUGUAUUUCAAGUAUACUACUUUUUUGGUAGCCUUUUAUUUCUUGGUAGUUUCGUACAUAAAAGAUGCCUGAUUGGUAUUUUUAUCUAACACUUUAACCAAUUUGUUUACAACUUUGAAUUUCAUUUUAGUUUUCAACGUGCGUGUUGAAACAGUUUCUACGUUCUAGUUAAAAUUUUGUGAGAUUAGUCGCAGUAACAGUAUUUUUAGUAAUUUUUAAACGUUUAGAUUUGUUUUAGUUUAGAACAUAAUCAUGAUAUAAAUUAAUGAUUUGAACAAAAUAGUUAGGGGCAAG